This is a messenger RNA of Soboliphyme baturini, 453 nucleotides long. Lineage: Eukaryota; Metazoa; Nematoda; Enoplea; Dioctophymatida; Soboliphymatidae. The record is from the annotation of a GenBank genome assembly.
AUGAACGUAGUCGCAUCGAUAUGUGAACCGCGGACGACAGUCGGCGAAACCUUCGCUUUUAUGGGCCUUAAGCCAGAUGGGAUGGGAGUGGAUUGGGUGGGCGAAAAAAGCGUUGGCAGGAAGCCGUCGAAAGCAAGUAACGGGUCGGUUCAAAGGAAGCACUUCAAAGGCGCCGACUUGUCGUCCGUUCAUCAAACACCGGCCAUCUCGGUCACCUGGGCUCCCUACGCAGCGAAGGCAGAAUUGCUUCCAUUGUAUCGAACCGUGCAAGCCGGUCGAAGGUACAAAGGACCCAAUUCGGCCCAUCUCCAAAAAAACGCUCUGAAACACACCGGGAUGUUUGCGGCAAAAAGUUUGACACAUCACUCACCGGUCAUUGUGUACGACCACUUCAAGGCAAUCGUCACUGUGAUCGUAAUCGAAACGGACCAACCCGUCGAAGCUACUCAAUAA